Molecule: messenger RNA, 2939 nt
Organism: Belonocnema kinseyi
Lineage: Eukaryota; Metazoa; Arthropoda; Insecta; Hymenoptera; Cynipidae
Product: kinesin-like protein KIF23
Exons: 14
Coding region: 154-2733 (859 amino acids)
Biological process (GO): microtubule-based movement
Cellular component (GO): nucleus; microtubule; kinesin complex
Molecular function (GO): ATP hydrolysis activity; microtubule motor activity; ATP binding
Source: RefSeq, a predicted model, not a curated record
ACGGCGACAACGGCGUGUGUUUGUUAACGACUUUACACAGCGCAAUGGUGAAGUGACACUUGUUAAUGUGAAAAAUAUGACAUUUAUCCCAUAAAAAGGGUUGCACUUUUUUUAAAAAGUCCUCAAUUACGCAGGGCGUAACCACAGGAAAAAAUGAAGUCAGCACGUUCGAAACCGCCGACUUCGGCUCGAAAGCCGACGAAUCGCACGAGAUUCGUCGUCAAUAAUAAUAUGCAGUCGAAGGAUCCAGUACAAGUUUACUGUCGUAUUAGACCGAUGCAAUUUCCGUCAGACACAUCAUGUAUGAAAGUAAUUUCCGAUACAACGAUAGUAAUCACUCCUCCGGAAUCAGCGACAAAUUUUCGGUCAACUACAAGUAAGGAAAUCCAAACGAUCUUUUCACGUGUUUUUCCCCCGGACGUCUCUCAACGAGAACUUUUCAACAUUGCGGCUCUCCCUCUCGUUGAAAAUUUAAUUCAAGGGAGAAACAGUUUGUUAUUCACGUAUGGAGUGACUGGAAGUGGAAAAACUUACACCAUGACAGGAGAAUCACAAGAUAGUGGAAUUAUGCCCCGCUCUUUGGAUGUCAUUUUCAAUAGUAUUGCUAAUUAUCAGGCGAAAAAGUUUGUAUUCAAACCGGACAAACUGAAUGGAUUCGAUGUGCAAAGCGAAACUGAUGCCAUGCUGGACAGGCAGAAUGAACUUCAUGCUGGACUGACGACUCCUCGGCAUGGGAAGAUGAGGACGCGCAAAGCUGAUAGCGACAGCGAUAGUAAUCCAAUGAUUCUGAGAGCCGCAGAAGAAUCUCAGGUGAUCCAGGUGGAUCCAGACAACGUUUACGCUGUGUUUGUUACAUACGUUGAGAUAUAUAACAACAGUGUAUACGAUUUAUUAGAAGAAGAGGACGUUCGAGCCAAAACUCUGCAGAGUAAAAUUGUCCGAGAAGAUGGUAAUAAAAACAUGUAUGUCCACGCCGUGACGGAAGUUGAGGUCAAAAGCACAGAAGAAGCUUUCGAAGUAUUUCAGAAAGGACAACGCAGACGUCGAGUUGCACAUACUGCUCUCAAUGCAGAAUCCAGCAGGUCUCACAGUGUUUUCACCAUAAGACUCGUUCAGGCUCCUUUGGAUUGUGAGGGUGAGCAAGCAAUUCAAGAUAAACGAGUAGUUUGUAUUAGUCAAUUAUCGUUGGUCGAUUUGGCUGGAAGUGAGCGAACGAAUCGCACCAAAAAUACUGGACAACGAUUGCGUGAAGCAGGAAACAUUAACAAUUCCCUCAUGACUCUAAGAUCAUGCUUAGAAAUCCUGAGGGAAAAUCAGACACAGGGUACCAAUAAAAUGGUACCGUAUCGAGAUUCUAAACUGACUCACCUUUUCAAGAAUUAUUUCGAUGGAGAAGGUCAAGUCAGAAUGAUCGUGUGUGUUAAUCCAAGAUCAGAUGAUUACGACGAAACUAUUCAAGUGAUGAAAUUUGCGGAAAUGACACAAGAAGUUCAAGUUGCUAGACCAACACCAAUUAAGUUAGACUUGGGCUUCACACCCGGCAGACGCCAGGCAAACAAAAUUUUCAAAGAAGCUCGAAGCAGAUUGGAAAAGGACGGAAAACCAGAGGCUGCCGACUUGGAAGUUGACCUCGGUCUUGUCUACAGCCUGGGUGGUCCGUUUCCGGAACUGGAAGUCGCACAUCCUCACAGUGAUCAGAUUAUCACGACUCUGAUGCACUUUUUGGAACAGAGAAUUAAUAAACGCAACAUUCUUCGCGCUGAUCUUCAACAAAAACAAACCGAUUUCAGAAAGAUGCUGCUCUCAAUGGAGAAUGAAAAUAUCAGCAUGAAGGUCGAAAAUGCCUCUUUAAAAGCUUCCCAUGCUCAGCAAAAGAAAAAGGUUUCUGCCCUUGAAGGUCAUUUGUGCAAAACAGAGGCACAAAUCGACAGUUUGUUACGAAAAUUAAAUAAUGCGAAUGACACCAUCAGGAGUUUACAGCAGGAAUUACGCGACAGAGACAUGGCUCUCAAUCAGCGAAUUAUAGACAAGCAACGAGUAAAGCAAAAAUAUAAUCACAAAAUUCAAGCAGAAACGGAUAAAAUGAACAGGGAAUUGGAAAUGAAGUUACGAGCACAGCGCGAACAUCUUCAAAAUCAAAUGAAAGAUAAAGAAGAUAAGCUGCGACUAGUAAAGAAAAUUCUAGUAGACGAUAACGGCUUAAGUACGUUAUCAGGUGAGCAAAAAGAGUCGAUUCCAGUCCUACCAAGCGAAGGUGGCGAUAUUUUGAAUAUAAGAACUCCGGGAGGCAUAGACGUUCGUUCUAGAAGGGACAAGGUUGCAGUUUCAAAUCACAGGUACCGACGUUCUCAGAGCGCGGAUAGGUGGAUAGAUCAUCGACCUGGGGCUUUGGUUCCAGUAGAUACUGUUCUUCAACCUCUGAUGCGACGACGAAGGAGCAUCACGAAAUUAACGAGUCCAAAGGAAAUCACGGAUGGUGCCUCCAGAUACUGUCUCAUUGCCCAGAAUCACGAUUCAGAAGGGGAACUAGAAACUAAACUAUACAAGGCCGAUAUUGUUCCAACAAGUGGUGGAGGUGCCCAAGUAGUUUUCAACGACGUUGAAUGCCUGAAGCAAAUGUCUCCAACGGGUAACAGAAAACGCAGCGGACCUGUAAGUUCGCAGAGUACUCCUUAUUUAAAUUCCGAGCAGUGCCACACUGCUGAAUCUAAUUCUAAGAAACCGCGAGUGUAACUGUAUUUAUUAUAACGAGCUUCGAUAAUUGAUUAAUUUAUCGACGAUGAUCCGUCGUUUAUUUUUAUUUUUUGAUAAUUUCAAUCGAACCAAAUGAAUUUAUUGGUUUCUUUAUGGUAAAUGGUUAAAUAUUGUUGUAGGGAUAAAAUUAUUGUACUUAAGGAAGGUGUGAUAAAUUAAUUUCUUUUAAAUAAAAGUAUUAAGCG